AUGAGUCCCUUCCGCUUAGUAUAUGGUAAGGCUUGCCACCCUCCAGUAGAAGUGGAACACAAGGCUUUCUGGGCUGUAAAGGAAUGCAACAUGAAUUAUAAGGAAGCUGGUGCUGAAAGGAAGCUGCAACUAGCAAAAUUAGAGAACCUUCGCCUAGAGGCAUAUGACAACUCCAGGCGAUACAAGGAAAAGAUGAAGGCCGUCCAUGACAAGCAGAUAAAAAAGAGAGAAUUCAGACCAGGGGAGUUAGUUCUUCUUUACAACUCCAGACUGAGGCUUAUGCCAUGCAAACUGAGAUCAAGAUGGGAAGGCCCCUACAGAGUAGAAAAGGCAAAGCCAUACGGAGUUUUUCACCUACGUCAUCCUUCUAGCUCCAAAUUCAUUAAGGUCAAUGGACACCGCCUAAAGCUUUAUCAUGGUCAGAAGAUGAAGGAUCACAAGGAGUUAGAGGUCUUCUCCUGGAAGACCUACCAACAGAAGCAGAAUAAGCCUAAAAAUCGUCCAACUUAA
Molecule: messenger RNA, 510 nt
Organism: Arachis duranensis
Lineage: Eukaryota; Viridiplantae; Streptophyta; Magnoliopsida; Fabales; Fabaceae
Exons: 1
Coding region: 1-510 (169 amino acids)
Source: RefSeq, a predicted model, not a curated record